CCUUGCUGCUGGCUUCGCUGAGACGCGCUCGCGUGGGCUGUCCGCCCGGCCCGCUGUGGUAUGAAGGGCGCUGUGGGGAGCCCCGUGGCCGCUGCCGGUGCCGUGAUGCAGGAGAGUUUCGGCUGCGUGGUGGCCAACCGCUUCCAUCAGCUGCCGGACGACGAGUCGGACCCGUUAGACAUCCUGCGCGAGGCCGAGCGCCAGCAGCAGCUGCAGCGCAAGAGGCGCGAGGAGGCGGCGGGGCGGCCGGAGGGAGUCGCAGAAGGAGCGCAAGACCCUCCCGGCGCCUGGAGCGCAGGGGCCCGACAGCCCUGGGGGUGGCCUGCAGGCGCCGGUAGGCCAGAAGCGGACUCCUAGAAGAGGGGAGCAGCAAGGAUGAAAUGAUAGCUGUGGGCCCGAGGGGACGCUUGAAAGAGCCGAGCAGAGACCCUACAGGGAAUACCGACCCUAUGAGACCGAGAGGCAGGUGGACUUCACAGCUGAGAAGUUUGUAGAUGAAAAACACAGGAGACACCGAACAGAGUCUUAGACUCUGAACCAAACUCAAAAAGAACAAAAAAAAUCAGAACAAACUUUAAAAAAGCAAAAAAAAUCAGAACACCCAACAACAUCAGUGUUUUACUACGGGAAGGAUAAGAAAAUAAAUUCAAAUCGAAAGAAUGAACAACUUGACAACAACUCCAUGGAUCCAAUCCAAGAGAAGAAUCAAAAUCCAACCAAAUUGGAACCAGCUUCAGAGAAGGACAAAGACCUAGACAUCCAUGGAGAGAACUCCAUGGAUCCAAUCCAAGAGAAGACUCAAAAUCCAACCAUAUUGGAACCAGCUUCAGAGAAGGACAAAGACCUAGACAUCCAUGGAGAGAACUCCAUGGAUCCAAUCCAAGAGAAGAAUCAAAAUCCAACUAUAUUGGUAGGAGCUUCUGAGAAGGACAAAGACUGAGACAUCCAUGGAGUUUUCUCCAUGGAUCCAAUCCAAGAGGAGAUGAAUAAAAACCAAGACUCAGAUAAAGAAACUUCACAGGAGGAUGACUUAAAAUCAUGUGAAGAAUACUCAGAGGAGGACGAAGACACAGAGUCUGAAAGAUCUAAAGAUAGAACAUGGAAAAAGGAUCUCAAUUGAUUGUUCAUAGUCAGUUACAGAUCGAACUCUUUGUUCUACUCUUUCCCCACUUCUCACCACUGUACUUGACUCGUCUGAAAAAAAAAAAA
Molecule: messenger RNA, 1209 nt
Organism: Sapajus apella (tufted capuchin)
Lineage: Eukaryota; Metazoa; Chordata; Mammalia; Primates; Cebidae
Product: intracellular hyaluronan-binding protein 4-like
Exons: 3
Coding region: 61-357 (98 amino acids)
Source: RefSeq, a predicted model, not a curated record